AGAGUGAGAGGUAUUUGUGAAUGAUGCCAAAGUCUAGUUCAAUAGUGUAAAGCGCAAAGACUGUGAAUUAACAAAUACUUAUCCAAACAGCAAUUUUGUUUCCUUUCUUUACUAAGGGCAUUUUUGGUAAUGAUGGUGGAUUAGGAUUUUCAGAGUUGGUAAAAAACCUUAUCAAGGAAAAAAAAACCUUCACACAGCUUUUUUGAAACAUAGGUAAAAAUCUCUCCUUUAUGAGCAUUCAUGAGUUCAAGAUCCAAACAGGUUUAGUUUCUUGAAUACAGAAAUUGUUUAAAUUACAUAGUAAUAGAUUAACUUUCUCAGCCCUAUGUGUCUCUAAUAUCAACUAUUUUGUGCCAGUCUUUCAACAAGCCAGAAACAACAUGAAGUGCUGCGCUAGUGAGUGGAGAUGCUGUGUUCUUCGUAGUAGCACUUACUGUGAAAGAGAACUUGUUUUCCUGAACUGCAGUAGCUUUCUCUGCAAAACCCGUCAGUAUUAAAUAUUAAAAGGGAAUAGAUUAAUUCAUUUCCAGUGGGAAUUCCUCAGUCACUUCAGGAAUCCUGCUGCCUUGGUCCAAUAAGCAGCAUUCUGUAUUAAUCUGCAAGGCAAAAAAUGGGUCUCAUUUUUUUUAGCCCAUGCAUUGUUAAAGAUUUUAGUCUAUUUCCAGAAACAGUAGGAUUUGUGGUGGGAUAUCUGUUCUGGGGGGUGGGGGUAGAUGCUGAUGUUGGUUCUGGUGGCUACUUUAAAGAAUUUUUUUCAAGUGACAAGGCUUAGCUUGAUGUGGUUUCCUCAGUAGUUUGUAAUAAGCUUUUUUUCUCAUUCACUUAGACUUACUGGUACUUAAUGUUUUCAUCCUAAAAGACACUAGUGAAAGUCUUUUCCAGCCAGAUUCACAUCUGUGAAAAUCAGGGUGACCACAAAGAACUUAAUACCUUAAUGGUGUGAGACACCAUUCCAUAUGUUACGAAAAGUGAGGUUAGUUCGUCUGAGGUAAGUGUUCUGAAUAGAUUCCACUUUGAUGGGCAAGGAUUUCCUCGCUGGAGUUUCACUAGGCUCAUGUGCAGUGCAGCUUUCUCACCACACCUCCGUGCUGCCUUCACCAUGGGAAGGGUUGGAUUUACUGCCCACUGUUCUGAACCAGCGCGAGUCUCUCACAGCAGCUUGUGAAUAUUUUGCCUUCAUUGGGGGGGGUGAAUCUCUUUUUCUACUCCUAAUUUUUUUUUUAAGGUAUUUCCCAUGUCUAUCACUCCUUUCACGGUUAUGAAGAUCAUCUAUCUUGAGCAAUUUGUGAUGGAGAUAAAUAAUUGCUACUGAACCAUGAAUGUGAAUUAGUUGUCACUAUUACUUGUGUUUUAAAAUUUCUUUAUGAUAGACUUCAAGGUAUUUUUGUGUGGAUAAAAAAGAGCAACGAUCAUACAUGAUUGUUUUGUGUUUCUGCUGAGGGUUCAAUGGGACAAGACUUUCUUACAUUUGUUGCUCUGAAUAUAUGAAACUGAUUCCAAAUAAAGGCAGUUCAUUUAAAGCAGAAAAAAAGAUCUAUGGAUGCAGUCUGUAUAAAUGAGUGGGAACUUGGCUGCUGCACAGAUGGCGUAACAAAGAAUUGUUUGGGGUAUUGGAUGUGUUCAAGGUGAGCCUUAGGUACAGACCAUAGUUACAGCAAGGAGAGCCAACAGUCCUAAACUUAAUGAAAAGAAAAUCAAGUGGUCAAGGUAAAACGUGGAGGCAGUUUAGUCAGGUGAUGAGCGGUCUGAAAGGUCCCAUAUUUGUGCAGCAGAAUGCAUCGUGCUGUAGGCAGCGUUCUACGGGAAUAAUUGGUGUGGAGAAUCUUAACGGCGUGUGGGGCCUUACGCUUCAGAAAAUGAAGACUGGCUCUUCUGUGUUGGACGUUUCUAAGUGUCUUCUCAUUGGUACUAUUGCGAGUGACUGUGUGCAAUGAAACAAUGAAAGUGAAGAUACUGUGUAUUGUUCCUUAUGUUAGCAAGCUACUGCUGCGUACAAGUUAGGUUAGAGAGUCACCCUUUAAACUCGUUACUCAAUUGAAACAGGAAAACAAACAAAACAUGUUUAUGUGAAUAUAUAACUUUUUUAAAAGGUAAUUUAUCUUUUUGAAUGGUUGUUGUAGCAUACUCUGUUUUCUAGAACAUAACAAACUGCUUUAGGCAGCUCAGCUGUUUGGAGAACUGCUGACUUUUGGGGCAUCUCUGUUAACUUUAGGUUUCAAUAUUUUUUAAAACGCUCUUUCUAGUCUAUUCAAAGAGCCUUUCCUUAGGAAUGGAAACGGCUAAGAAAGUGUGUGUCAGACUGUGCUUUUGCUUCAAGUGUGCAGAGACUUGGUUAACCCAACAGAAGAUCCUCUUAACUAAUUAAUUCACAUGUAAUGGGUUAUUGGGAAGCUCAGACUUAAGCACUUUGACCAAACUUUGUCUGUUUUGAGCGGAAUGUGUUUUGGUGUCCUGAGGCAUCUAUUACCUGCUCUGCAGAAUUACAUGGUGGUUCUGGAGUACAGUUGGUAAUACCAUGAACUCGGUUUUAUCUUAGUGAAUUAAAAGACUUAAGAGGCUUUGUUAACAGUCUUUGGGAAGGACUUAUUUAUUUUUUCCAACCACAUAUACAGCUUUUUUCUGGCCACUAAGCUGUGUUUUUCACAUCUGUACCAUGGAUUCUGAGCUGUAUCAUAGUAACAGGGAGCCCACUGUGAUGAGCUUUGAUUCCACGUCAUUGUGCGGAGCAAGUCUGUAGUUGCUGUACUCUGAACAGCUGUGCACUCCCUGCAGCAGCAGAGAAGACGGGAAAAAUAGUAUGUAAUAGAGAAAACUAGAGUGUUUUCUCUAUCUCCCUUGUUUUCUUUCUCCCAGGAGGUUCUUUCCUCUUCCCAGUUUAUCCUGGAUGGCAUUAGAGUGUAAUAAGUAUACCAGAAAAUGGUUGCUGUCCUCUUAAAAUAUCAUUUUACAUUUAAUUACCAAAGCAAAGUUUCUCUGUGGGACAGCUGGCAUUUGUAUGUUACUCAACAGGUCCAUUCUAAUGGCAGGAAAGCUUCCUCGUUUAGCAGCAGGAGCACAGAGAGAACAGACCCUUCAAAGGCUGAUUCCUGUGUAUUUUUUUAGCUAAAAGUCGUCUUUUCAAGUUGUCAGGUGGCCAGCUCUGGGACAUUUCACAGAGAUCUUUUUGUGUAGUCUCUAUUAAUAAGAUUAAUCCAUUUAAGCUCCCUGUAAAUGAAUAAUUUCCUCAAAAUCACUUGCUGAAGAAACAAAAAUCACUGGGUUUGGGCACCGCCUUUAUGCAAAAAAGAAAAAGUGCAGCGAUCUGCUGUCAUAUUCUAAUCCAUAAAUACAAAGUUAAGAUCAUAAUGUGUUUUAUGCAUAAGCACAUAUCUAUUAUUCCUGUUGGUUUUAUUGCAGUAAUGCUGCUAAUUGGCACUCAUCUAGUGUGGAACUUGGUGGUACUGAUACUGCUUUGCAGCAUCAAUUCAAGUUUUGCACAACAAACUGUGAAUGUUUCAGAAAAAGGUGAAGUGUUACCCAGCCAUCUCCAAAGGAAACUGCAGGCGUCAUUUGAUGCUGUCAAAACCUUCUUCAGGCCAGUGACGUGCCGUUACAGAGAUGAGCAAGUCUUAAUUCCUUGUAACCUAGGAGAGGGCCUUAACAAAACCGAAUGCUUGAAAAAUAAAUGUUGUCCUUCCAAAACCAGCCAUGACCUGACCUGUUACAUGCCAUUCAAUGACAAUAUACAACUGAUAUUUCGAGUGCUUGUGCUUGCAGCAGGAGGAUUUUUGACUUUGGGGUGUCUGCCAUUCUGUUGCUUUGCCUGUUUGCAGAGAAGUCCAUGUGUCAAUCCUUUACAAAGUGCGAACAAGGAAAUAGCUCAAACUAUGCAGAAGAAAAGAGCAUAUAAGGAUGACCUUACUCGACGUUUACUGGAAUGACUUAAGAAAGACUCUUAAGGACCAUAAGAACAAAAAAAAGAGAAACAUCCAUCUGAUCUUGAAGACCUUGAGCAGAAGGCCACCAGGAUUACUUGAGUAUGCCCCAGGAAAUGAGAUGUUUUGUUUUAGUAUCAGUAAUACAAUGUUGUCAACCCUUGAUAAUGCUAUUGAUUUUGCAAUGGAAGUUCUUCAUUUCUGGUUUCUCAUGCUCAUUCCUUAUCUCCUGUACAAAAAAGGCUGGUAACACUGAAAGGCAAAACUGCUCAUUGCAACUCCUGAAUAAUAAAGCCAGUCUUCUUUUAUUAAUAUAGCAUCUCUGUGGAGGGACAUAAAGAUACCAGAUAAAUGCCCAUCUCAGUUUAGAGGUCAGUCUUAGAAUAUUAUCUGGAUUAAGAAGAGAGUGUUGUCACUCAUUAAAUCGACAGCAAGCUUUAAAGAUAAGCUUGGCAAAAAUACUAAGUACUUGAGGAAACUGUGGUAGUGUUUUCUCUGGCAUUGUUUCUCUCCACGAUACAUCGCUGCACCACAGAACUUUCUUUGAUCUUAAGAUGACCUGUCUCCCAAGGUAGGUGAUUUCAAAAUGGAAUCUCUUUCUGUUUCUUUGAAGAGUAGCAAAAAUAAAAGAAACAAACAUGUAACGGUUUCAGCAUCUGACUGCAAAGUAAGAGUGAGCGCCUGUGGGGGACUACGGUGGGUCCAUAGAUUCCCUGACAGAGGGCAUGGGAACAGAAAUUAGCCUUGAAGAUAUGAAGGCCCACCUGUGAGAAAGAUGGGAGUAAAGGAGUAUCCGGAGAUGUUAAGGAUGUACCCAUGAGAGAGAAGGGAGUAGAAGAGUAACAUUGAUGAUAGCAAAAUUAGCCAAUGAGAUGUUACUGCUGUAACUUGUAACCAAUAAUGAAGAGACACAUUAAUUGGUAAAACUGUAUAAAAAUGCACUUGUGGCAAUAAAUGGCACCUACUACUUUCAUCCUGGAAGAACUUGGUCUAUGUCGUUUGUCCGUCUCGACCACGACAAGCGCCUAAAAGAAUGUCAUCAGGAAUCAGUAUCACACAUAACAAUGCAGUCACUGGUCAUUUUUCUUUAGAUCUGUAAAGUCCAUGUAGCAGAAUUUCCAAGAGCUACAACUGGGAUUAACGGAGCUUUGCUCCUAAACUGGCAAACAAGCGUUAUGUGUGAUUCUUAUAAACUCUGUGUACUUUCAGGAUUUCAUUUAAUACAUUUUUCUUAGUUUCAUCAGUUGUAAAAAAAGGCAUAAUUUUAAAUCCAAGUAUAAUAGGGGUGGAAUAUGCAUAUGUGCAAUCUCAUGAAGUUGUGGGAGUACUUACUGAUAGAUAUAGCUAUAUGCAGGAGCUUUAAAACCUGGUAUUGCAACCAUUGCCACUAGCAUUGUAUUAAUAUUACAGAUUAUUUCAUUAUAAUUUUGUAAAUAAAAGUAUUAUGAUGUUUU
Messenger RNA from Columba livia (rock pigeon), 5368 nucleotides. RefSeq names its product FMR1 neighbor (gene FMR1NB). The record is from RefSeq and is a predicted model, not a curated record. The transcript has 6 exons. NCBI's taxonomy places the organism in Eukaryota, Metazoa, Chordata, Aves, Columbiformes, Columbidae. The coding region runs from base 3276 to 3920 and encodes 214 amino acids.